AGGUUGGCAGUGAUGAAGAGCGUAAAUUAAAUGUGAGCCUAAGCGAGAGCUUUUUCAUGGUGAAAGGCGCAGCCCUUUUCCUACAACAAGGAAACAGCUCCCAGGGCCAGCGAAGUCUCCAGCAUCCUCACAAACAUGCAGGUGAUUUGCCCCAGCACCUCCAGGUGAUGAUCAACCUCCUUCGCUGUGAGGAUAGGAUCAAACUGGCUGUCCGUUUGGAAAGCGUGUGGACAGACCGAGUCCGGUACAUGGUGGUUGUAUACAGCAGUGGACGACAGGAUACAGAAGAGAAUAUUCUGCUGGGUGUGGAUUUCUCCAGCAAGGAGAGUAAAAGCUGCACUAUAGGAAUGGUUCUUCGUCUGUGGAGUGAUACUAAAAUCCAUCUUGAUGGUGAUGGUGGCUUCAGCGUGAGCACUGCAGGGAGAAUGCACAUCUUCAAGCCAGUGUCGGUGCAAGCCAUGUGGUCUGCUUUACAGAUCCUCCAUAAAGCCUGUGAAGUUGCAAGAAGGUACAACUACUUCCCAGGCGGGAUGGCCUUGGUCUGGGCCACGUACUAUGAAAGCUGCAUCAGCUCCGACCAGAGCUGCAUCAAUGAGUGGAAUGCAAUGCAGGACCUGGAGUCCACCCGCCCCGACUCUCCAGCCCUGUUUGUUGACAAGCCAACCGAAAGGGAACGAACAGAACGGCUCAUUAAAGCCAAACUCCGGAGCAUCAUGAUGAGCAAAGACCUGGAAAAUGUGACUUCUAAGGAGAUACGAAAUGAGCUGGAGAAACACAUGAAUUGCAACUUGAAGGAAUUCAAGGAAUUUAUAGACAAUGAAAUGCUGCUUAUCCUGGGUCAGAUGGACAAACCGUCUCUGAUUUUUGAUCAUUUAUAUCUGGGGUCUGAGUGGAAUGCCUCCAACCUCGAGGAGCUGCAGGGCUCAGGCAUUGACUACAUUUUGAAUGUGACCAGGGAAAUUGAUAAUUUUUUCCCCGGUUUGUUCGCAUAUCACAAUAUUCGAGUGUAUGACGAGGAGACAACAGACCUCCUGGCUCACUGGAAUGAGGCGUACCACUUUAUAAAUAAGGCCAAGAAGAAUCACUCCAAGUGCCUGGUGCACUGCAAAAUGGGUGUGAGCCGGUCAGCAUCUACUGUUAUAGCUUAUGCAAUGAAGGAAUUUGGCUGGUCACUGGAAAAGGCCUAUAAUUACGUGAAGCAAAAACGCAGCAUUGCAAGACCAAAUGCAGGCUUCAUGAGACAGCUUUUGGAAUAUGAAGGCAUUUUAGACGCGAGCAAGCAGCGCCACAAUAAGCUGUGGAAGCAGCAGGCAGAGAGCAACCUACCCCAGAACACAGACGGCACCACGGGGUCGGGCGACUUCUUACUCGAGAGCUUAGACAUCGACCUAGAAAACCGCCUGGCUGACCUGGACACGCCUUCGCAGUCAGCGUUCCUGGACAACCGCGCCGGCACAGAAGUGUCUGUGGGGUUUAAUUACUGCUUCCAUCGCCUCUCGGACACGCUUCUGGAGAACAAGAUCCCUGGUGACAGGGAGGGCUUUUUCCAACUGGAGGAGCUGGAGCGGGAUGCACUUGCGGAGCGCACUGCAUCGCUGGUGGGACAGCCUCCGUCUGCAUCUUCGGAGGGGAGGCUGCUGGAGACGGUGAAAGCCCUGGAGGCAGCGGAGCCGCUGGUGGAGCUGAGCAGUUUCACCGAGAAGGAGGUGAAGAAGAAACUUGACUUCAGCCCCCGGAAGGGAAGGAUAGUGCUGGGCCCUGGGGACCCAGGGGAGGACGGUGUCAGGGAGGAAAAUCCGAUGGAGAAGUGGAAGCGGCGUUUGUCCAUGCACAAGGAGGAGAGCAGGCUUAAUAGAGAGAACUUGAAUAACAACAACAGCAAAAGGAGUUGCCCAGAGGAUUUUGAGCAUGAUGCCGUAUUUGGGAUCCUCAGUAAGGUCAAGCCUUCCUAUCAGUCUUGCACUGACUGUAUGUAUUCCUCGGCCAGUUUGUCUCCUGACUCCUUUGGGGAGCAGUGCGAAAAGUUGAACCCUGGCACUGUGCAUCACAGCACCACCAUCUGCACGCAACCAGCCCUCCUCUCCCACAUCAAUUCCAACUUGGCGGACCACCUGCCCAGCAAGGCACACUCAGAGGAAGCAAUCAGAACUAAAAAUAAUGAGGCUCCGCUUCCUCUGUCGGCAGGAGCUGGUACUUUGGAGGCUGGCACUUGCAAAUCACUUGACCAACACUGCAGCAUUUUGGAGAAAGGAAAAGAUGCACCAAAAACCCCGGUCAAAACUCUGCUGCCCAGGAGAAACUCGCAUUGUGACAAGAGCCUCCUUAACACAGAAGUGGUAAAAGAAGAGUCUCUAGCCAGAAAAGAUAGCAAACCUACCAAGGAUCUGAAGUACUUGUUGUUCAGCAAAGACUUGGAAAAGCCAAGUGCAAACAGUUACUUGAUGCAGCAUCAGGAGUCUCUUAUUCAGCUGCAGAAAGCAGGCUUGGUUAGGAAACAUACCAAAGAGCUGGAGCGGUUGAAAAGCCUGCCCUCGGACGCCUCGUCACUGCUCAGAGAGAGCCCCCUGAGCAGAGUCGACUCCGGCAUUGUGGAGGAAAGCGAGGCUUUGAUUUCACAUCACGGCCUCGUACCUCUUCUGGGACCGCCACCGCUGAUACCUGAAGAUGCAGAAAACGAUGUGGAGAAGUUAGAGGUGAAACGCGUCUUGGAGGGGGUCUCUCAGAAAACCUCCACUCCUGUCGUGUGUCGGUUGGAGCACACGAGCAGUUUCACCAAGGACUUCCUGAAGACCAUCUGCUACACUCCCUCCUCCUCCCGGAGCUCCAACCUGACGCGUAGCUCCAGCAGCGACAGUAUCCACAGCGUGCGGGGCAAGCCCGGCCUGGUGAAGCAACGAACUCAGGAAAUUGAGACCCGGCUGCGGCUGGCUGGCUUGACUGUGUCUUCUCCUCUGAAAAGGUCCAAUUCUCUCGCCAAGCUAGGAUGUCUUAACUUGUCCUCUGAGGACUUAUCAAGUGACAUGGAUGUGUCAACCAUAACGGACUCAAAAGAGGCCGUUUCAAGCGAGUCUUCCGUGCUCUGUGAGCCACAAUCCACGCUGAGGAGUGCAGACGUCACCUCCAAACUGGCAGCGAAGCCAGCGGUCGGAAACUUGAAGAACACGCUUUGGAUGGGCAAAAGUUGAUGCCUUCUAUGGGGGGAGGGGGGGGGGGAUUUUGUGGGUUUUAUGGCAUUUAUUCAUUGCACCGAUGCAGUUUUAUCAUCUGACUUGCAGUAGUUCAUCUGAUGCCACCUCUUCUUCCCCUCCUUGUACUCUAAGUGGGGAGAAAAAAAACAUAAUGGGUCAUGAAGAAUGGCACAAGGGAAAAUAAAAUGUAUUGCAUGGCUUAGAAGAGGACUUUGUGUGUGAAUUGCCUGUUGUCCUGCAGGAUGCUGUUUCUAGUACUGUUUGCCAAGUAUAAUAAUUGUGGUUUUGUGUGUGUGUAUAUAUAGAUAGAUAUUUGUAUCUAUUUAUCUAUCUAUCUAUAUAUAAAAAAUGCUGAAAUACUCUGUUUCAAAGACUCAACAAAAUAAUUAGUCAUGACUUUUUUUUUUUUACAGAACAAACAAAAGUCUCUAGUUAAAACAGGGCACUUGUGGAAAAAUCCUUAAAAUGGUGACAUGAACACUACCUCUGUUCUCGCUGACUUUUAGUCUUUGGUUUAUUGUUUGGUUUUUUUUUUUUAAAAAGGCUUUUCCCACAAUACUUACCAUUGUUUGAAGGUAUUCCCUUAAUGUUAACCGUAAAGGCCUGGAGGAGUAUGGAGACAGAGGCUUUACUGCACCGAGUGACCAGCUGUGAAGUGAAGGAGUAUCGAGCUGUGUUCGUGUUGACUGUGUGACCUGCUGGUGUUAGUCCGUCUUCACUGUGUGACCGGGUGAAAUGUCAUAGUCUCCUGUGGGUGCCGGAGCGACACCCAGACUGUGUCGUUGUCGCAGGCUUACGCUCCCGUGAAGAGGCGUCUUGUUCUUUGGGUGUUCUUGCUGUCGUCGUGGUUUGUAAUGUCCCAGUACUAAUGAUGAGCCUGGCCAGUAAGUGACCGUGGACCCUAGUGAAGCUUUGUGUGAUGCUGUGUCGGUGUCGUAGAUCCUGUGUUGGGGACCCUUCUUCAUCGGGCUGUUGGUGGCACACCGCGCCGGCGAGAUGGCUGAGGAGGGACGGCUCUCCUGGUGUCCCACGCGUUUGAAAUCCCAGUAGGCAAUAGGUGAACGUGUGUCUUUUUCUGAUUAUUGCUGUUGGCUUUGGUAGAACGGUUCCUGCAUCCUUGGUUUGCCGGCAGCCUGGGAAACU
Pygoscelis adeliae (Adelie penguin) is the source of this 4331-nucleotide messenger RNA. RefSeq names its product slingshot protein phosphatase 1 (gene SSH1). The coding region runs from base 57 to 3185 and encodes 1042 amino acids. The transcript is spliced from 14 exons. Gene Ontology annotation, biological process: protein dephosphorylation; negative regulation of actin filament polymerization; actin cytoskeleton organization. The record is from RefSeq and is a predicted model, not a curated record. Gene Ontology annotation, molecular function: protein tyrosine/serine/threonine phosphatase activity; actin binding. Lineage: Eukaryota; Metazoa; Chordata; Aves; Sphenisciformes; Spheniscidae. Gene Ontology annotation, cellular component: cytoplasm.